CCCCCCUCCUCCCGCUGCUGACGUCAGCGGGGCUCUGCAAGCGGCGGGGCGGCGCGCGCCGCUGCUGCAGUUCUGCGGGAGGCGCGGCGCGAGCGCGGGCUGGAGAUGGCGUCCGCUACCGACUCCCGCUAUGGGCAGAAGGAGUCCUCGGACCAGAACUUCGACUACAUGUUCAAGAUCCUCAUCAUCGGCAACAGCAGCGUGGGGAAGACCUCGUUCCUCUUCCGGUACGCCGACGACUCCUUCACGCCCGCCUUCGUCAGCACCGUCGGCAUCGACUUCAAGGUCAAGACCAUCUACCGGAACGACAAGCGCAUCAAGCUGCAGAUCUGGGACACGGCCGGGCAGGAGCGGUACCGCACCAUCACCACCGCCUACUACCGCGGGGCCAUGGGCUUCAUCCUGAUGUACGACAUCACCAACGAGGAGUCCUUCAACGCCGUGCAGGACUGGUCGACCCAGAUCAAGACGUACUCGUGGGACAACGCGCAGGUCCUGCUGGUGGGGAACAAGUGUGACAUGGAGGACGAGCGCGUGGUGUCGGCGGAGAAGGGCCGCCAGCUCGCCGAGCACCUGGGCUUCGAGUUCUUCGAGGCCAGCGCCAAGGACAACAUCAACGUCAAGCAGACCUUCGAGCGGCUGGUGGACAUCAUCUGCGAGAAGAUGUCGGAGUCGCUGGACACGGCCGACCCCGCCGUCACCGGCGCCAAGCAGGGCCCCCAGCUGACGGACCAGCAGGCCCCCCCGCACCAGGACUGUGCCUGCUAGGGCCCCCCCACCACCACCCCGGUCGGUGCACGUGUGUCCCCCCCUCCCCAGCACCUCCUUUUUUUUCCCCCCAGGGGGGGCUUUUUGCUGCUGAUACCUCGCAGGCUCCCAAAGGGUUGGAGCCUGCCCUUUUC
This is a messenger RNA of Cygnus olor (mute swan), 902 nucleotides long. RefSeq names its product RAB3A, member RAS oncogene family (gene RAB3A). Gene Ontology annotation, molecular function: GTPase activity; GTP binding. NCBI's taxonomy places the organism in Eukaryota, Metazoa, Chordata, Aves, Anseriformes, Anatidae. Gene Ontology annotation, cellular component: axon; plasma membrane; endosome. The record is from RefSeq and is a predicted model, not a curated record. Gene Ontology annotation, biological process: maintenance of presynaptic active zone structure; protein localization to plasma membrane; protein secretion.